AUGGAGAGGGUACAGUUCCAACAAGAGCAGAUGCUCACUGAGCUGAAAGACCUCGUCAGAAAAGGUCUAUUCACACAAAAAGAGAUCAAGCAGAUUAUGCAGAAGCGUACCUCAUUCGAAACUACCCUCGUCAGGCGUAUACCGAAGAAGGGCGACUUCCUCCGCUACAUAGCGUAUGAGAUGGGCUUGGAAGCUCUCCGCAGGAAACGCGCUGCUCGACUAUUCGACGGUCCGCAACCACAGUCGGUGUCAGACUAUGCACUUGUCCGGAGACAGUUUCACGUAUUUGAGCGAGCCCUCAAGAAGUUCAAAGGCGACGUCGGCCUCUGGAUACAGUACAUACAAGUGGCGAAGAAGGAAGGAGCAAAGACACUGGUUGGGCGGAUCACAGCGCGCGCGAUGCAACUACAUCCGAAUCGGGGCAUCCGACUCAACCCGGAGAGCACGGAGAUGUGGCGAGAGUACGUGAAGAUGGAGUUGGGUUUCGUGGAGAGCCUGCGAAGGCGGUGGGGAGUUCUGGGGAUCGACGUGGAGGAUACCAAGGGCAAGGGCAAGCAACGAGCGCGGGAAGCGGAUGAAGACGAAGAGAUGGAGGUGGAGAAGAUACAGGUGGACGCGGAAGACGAGGGCGACGAGGCGAGGCUGCGCGUAGGCAGAUCAUGCAGGGUGCCAUCGUCAACUUUGCCAAAGAUCGAGCUCUUCAUUUCUUUGCAGGACUUGCUGGCGACGUAUCCAUGCCCCGCUUCGCUGCGAGAUACGCUUUUGGAUCACCUCUUCACUUUGUUGCAUGAAACGCUACCCGCAGAUCCUGCCGCCAUAAGGCUAUUCGCGACGAGACGUCUCUUGCCUGACCUCGAGGGCGAAGCAUUGGUGGAUACGCUAAAGGACGCAAAUGAGCGGCUUUCCAGUGCUGUGCGAGAUCAAAAUGCAGCAGACGAGCGGCUCGCAUCGGCAUAUGCGAGCUUCGUGCGGGACUGGUGUCAGAAGGACAUCGAUGACAGCCUGAAAGGGUACCUCAUCACAUCGCUACAGCUCCUGGCACAAAGGAAAUCGGCCACCCCUUCGCCCGCACUUCUGGCGGAAACAAUAACCCUGCUCACGGCAUAUCAAGACAGCCUCCACGAGUAUCUCCCGCCUACAAGCAACACGCCUGAACGAGUCCUUCGGUUAGCUCGAAAGUUCACCGGUAAGGACAACACAAAGCACUCGGCGCAAGUAUGGCUUGCGCGCCUCGAUGCGGAGAAACAAUUCGCGACAGGCGAAGAUGCGAAACGUGCGUGGGACGAGGCCCGGGGAGUCGUCGUGGGCACAGGGACAGACACCGUAUGGCUCUGGGGGCUAGAUCCCGAGCCAGACUGGGAAACCUCAAACGGGCGCGGGACCGGCAGUAUGGAGACGGAGGUGGGAGAGCGUGUUCGGCUGCUUGAGCGGCUUCUGGGAGAAGGCCACCGCAUGCAGGACGCGACGGCGUGGUCUGCGGUGCAGGAAACGCUACUGAUGCGGUACGCGAAGGCAACUGACAUCGAGCUCAAGAUCAGACUCAGGCUCGAGACGGUCGAGGAAGGCGAGGUACCGCCGGCUGGAAUUCGCAAGAGAAAGCGGGCACGCGGGGAUACCGGGUCAGACGCACGAUCACCAUCGAUGGCAUAUGUGGACGCGCGGGCGGCCCGCGUGCGCCACGUCGGGGCAGCGUAUUUGAUGACAGCGCGCGUGUGGCGGGAGGUCUUCGCGCAGGAGGAGGCGGCUUCGGAGGAGGUGCCCGCGUGCUCAGGACGCGUCCUCGAGACGAUCUUCGAACAGUGGCGGCGCAAGGACGGCGUUCACGCGACCGUCGCCUGGGCGCGGUGGCUGCUCGCACAUGGGAAGGCGAAGGCGGCGACUGACAUUGUCAUGCGUGCGCGAAGCUCGCUCUCAGACGUCGAGAGAAUAGAGCUCGAGCACCUCUGGAAGAAAGAAGUGGAUGAGGACGUCGAGGCCACAUCCAGAGACGAUCUCGAGAUGGACCCCCGGGUAUCCCUGUAA
Molecule: messenger RNA, 2022 nt
Organism: Fomitopsis serialis
Lineage: Eukaryota; Fungi; Basidiomycota; Agaricomycetes; Polyporales; Fomitopsidaceae
Product: U3 small nucleolar RNA-associated protein 6-domain-containing protein
Exons: 8
Coding region: 1-2022 (673 amino acids)
Biological process (GO): maturation of SSU-rRNA from tricistronic rRNA transcript (SSU-rRNA, 5.8S rRNA, LSU-rRNA)
Cellular component (GO): small-subunit processome; Pwp2p-containing subcomplex of 90S preribosome
Molecular function (GO): protein binding; snoRNA binding
Source: RefSeq, a predicted model, not a curated record